This is a messenger RNA of Puntigrus tetrazona (Sumatra barb), 4085 nucleotides long. RefSeq names its product limbin (gene evc2). Bases 157 to 3837 code for a protein of 1226 amino acids. Lineage: Eukaryota; Metazoa; Chordata; Actinopteri; Cypriniformes; Cyprinidae. Gene Ontology annotation, biological process: smoothened signaling pathway. Gene Ontology annotation, cellular component: ciliary membrane; plasma membrane protein complex. The transcript has 22 exons. The record is from RefSeq and is a predicted model, not a curated record.
AAACUUUGGAAAAGUUGUGCAAAACGGAAAUGGAAAAACAAACGGGGAAAUGCGCUUUUCUUUUAGGAAACCCGUGAGCCGCUGAAGAGCAGGGAUGUUAAAAAGACCGAGGAAUCCAAUAUGAAUUAAAGGAGUCGUUCAGGUUGAAUUGUGGAGAUGUUUUUGUUGAGCGAUGGUUGUUGUACAAUUAUGAGCGCGCUGCUGUUUUUUGCACGAGCUCUUGUCAUCAAUGCAGCAUUAUCCAUCGACCAUCAGGAGAAAUUACAGCGCAAAAAAGAUAUGAAGCGCAGUAUCAGUUCUUCACAGGAGUACGAAGAGGACGAUAUAUCAGGCCACGCCCCGUAUACCUUAUUUGGUCAGUGGGCGGGACGGAGAAGAACCCGACACGCCGCACAGCAGAGCGAGAAGAAGCCUUUAGCGUUUGGAGUCUCCUUCUACAAGUGUGCUCAGGUGGACCCGUCCGGCCGUGUGCAGGUGCGUCUGCAGGUCAGUAGUCCUCCUCAGGGAGGUGAUCUGUCCCAGCUCUGUAUCCGUGACUCUGUGUCGGGGGUCACUCUGCUGCAGACCAACGGCAGCGUCCAGGAGACGGGCUUCCAGACCUUCAGCGCAGACUCCCUACGAGCUGGCUCUCAGUAUGUGGUUUUGUACAGGAUGAGUGUGCGAGGAAACAAGACUCUCCAUCUCCCAGCGUAUCUGACCUUCUCCAAUUCCACUCAGAAUGACAUUCAUCUGUUUGGUCCAGUGAUGGCCAAUUUUACUGUGAGCGUAAACAGAAUUGAACCGGCUGGUGUCGACCGCUCUCUUGUCCUGGUGGGGUUUGUGGUCUCGUUUCUCCUGACACUGCUGCUGGUGUUUCUUGUUGUGGUCAGUGUGAACGUCCUGCGGCGCAAACGACUGCACGGCUGCGCUUCACACACGAGAAGCAGCAUAAAUGAAGAGGCGGGGCCAUAUGAGUGUGACAUCACUGCAGCAGCCAAUGAGGAGGCGGCGUUUGAGGAUAAGUUUGUGGAUAUUGUGAUGUUAGAGGAUCCACAAAACAUGAUUCAAGCACUUGACAGUCUGCAGGUGUCGUGUGUGUUGCGCGCGGCGGUGUGUGUGGAGCAGGUGCGGGUGCAGAUGUUCAAGGGUCUGCUGGCGGUGCUGCUGGCGGGUGUUCGGGCAGCCGGGCGUCUGAGCGAUCGGGGCGAGAGGCGGGUUCUGGGGGUCAUUAAUGGGCAGAUCGUGGGCAUGGAAGGGAAGGUUCAGGAGGAGCAUGUUGGGCGGAUGGCAGCGCUCGCCGCUCGCUGUAAUCUGGAGACUCAGGAGGAGAUGGAGACACAGCAGCACAAACACCUGAGUGAGACGACACACACCGAGCGGCUGCUGCAGCACGCGCCGCACACACAGGACGUGCUGGAGGUUCGUUCUCUGCUGGAGAAGCUUCAUAAGGAAGAGCUGAAGCGUCUGCGGAAGCGGCUCCUGGUCAGGCAUGAACACGCGUCUGCGCAGGCACAGAGACGGCAGGCGCUGCAGCGGCGCUUCGAGCUGCACAAGAUCUUCGGCGAGGAGCUGGAGGAGGCCGUCCGUACGGGAGAGCUGGAGAAGAGCUCCGCAGAUACGCUCCUGCUGCAGUACUACAGCCGUCAGGAUGCUCUGGAGGAGGUGCUUGAUGUCCUUCUGGCCAAUCAGAGAGCACUGCUGGCUGAGCGACACGUGCAGCGCCGCUUCCUGCUGCAGAGUUUCCAGAGUCUUCAGGUCGUGACGAGCGAGGCCUUCAGCAGCAGCAUGAGACGCAUCCGAGACGCACAAGCCCACGGGGAGUGUGGUUUCUCGCAACAGUUUUCUGAUAUUCAGUUGGAGAUUCUGCGGGUCAAACAGAAUUUAGAAGAAAGCGUGAGUCGUGAGCGCAGUGCCGUCCGCUGUGACACCAUCAAGAGGAGACGUCAGCUGCUGUCUGAGAAGGUGUGUGAUCACUGGACUCAGCUGCAGGCCGCGAGCGCUUCCUCUGACCUCACAGCCGCUCAGUUCCUGCAGAGGUGGACUGACUUACUGAUGUACCAGAACAACGAGCUGUCAGAACUCAUCAACCGUCUGGAUGAAGAGACUGCGGGCCGGACACGCAAGAUGAGUCUGUGUUUGCUGCAGAGUCUGCUGACGGAGCUGAAGGAGCACGCAGCCGCUCGGUGUCCAGGAGCUGCGCAGAUGCUGCCGCAGACGGAGCAGAUUCAGGAGCGUCUGCAGCGUCUGGGGAAAGCGGCGGCCCACGAGCUGCGAUCCGCUCAGAGCCGCAUCCGACGACAGCAGCAGAGAGAGCUGCAGGAACAGAGGAGCAUCAGAGACGCCUUCAGAGAAUACUGCAGCUGUGUGUGUGUGUCUCUGCGCUCUCUCUCUACGGAGCAGCGUCUGCGUCUGCAGCUGGAGUGUGUGAAGGCUGCGUGUCGUCUGGAUCGCUGUCUUGCUCUUCCACACACUGUCUGUGAGCUCAAACAGUACGACCCCGUCGUGACCCCUACAGAGGAAACGGCCUCAGAGAGGUCAGAGGUCACAGAGCUGCAGUGUUUUCAGAGGCGUCUGCAGGAGCGACUGGAGCAGAGCGACACACAGAGCGACGCACCGCAGCAGGUUUGGCACGAGGCGUGUGUGUUUCAGGAGCAGCAGCUGCGUGAGUGUCAGGAGUGUGUGGCUGUGUUUGUGGCGUCGCUGCAGUGGGAACAUGCCGAGAAGAAAACAAAAGUGAAGGAGACACAUACAGCCCUGCUGCAACUACAGACACUCCUCAAACCAGAGAUACUACACACUGACCUCACACACACCGUCAACACACACCGCCUGGCUCUUGAGGAGGUGGAGCUCCGGCUUCAAUGGGAGGAGCUAAAGUGGAAGGAAUCAGGGCGGAGCUGUUUGACCUCUGAUGAUGAUGAUGAUGAAGAUGUGUUUACGGGGGACGGUGGAGUCGCUGCUGUCCUGCAGGAGGUGCUCUUCAGGAGGCAGCUUUUGAUUGACAGGGUGCUGUGGAGGAAUCAGAUGGUAGAGCAUCAGAAAGAUCAACUCCAGCUGAAGAGACUGCAGACUUACUGCAAGCAGGAUCUGGAGUUUACAGCAGCGUUGGUCAAACAGUCUCUGAUGUCUGUUCCUGUUCUCCACAAAGUCCUGCGGCUCCUGCUUCCUACAGUACCUGAAGGAGAACUGCUGUCACUCGUAGAUGUACUAGGACCUGGAGCAGGGGAAUCAGAAAGCUGCUCGACUGUGGGAGACAGACUGAGACACGACAUACUGAGCAGAAGUCUGUGUGACGCUCCUCAGCACAGAGACCGGUUCCUCAAGAAGCGUCAGAGGCUCCUCGACAAGCUGUUGUCCGGCACCGGAGGAUCUGGAGAUGCUGGGGAGACUCGGAGGAAACGCCGUCGCCGACCAGAACCUUCUGAGGAGAUGGAGACAGGGCCUGAGAUGAGGAGCGGCAAGGGGGUGUGGCCUGAGAGUGUGGCUGCAGACGAGGGGGCGUGGUCUGGAGGCGUGGCUCAGGACGGUCUCCUCUCUAUGAGGGCUGGUAGUAAAGGGGUGUGUCCAGAGGGCUUAACUGCAGUCGAGGGGGCGUGGUCUGGAGGCGUGGCUCAGGACGGUCUCCUCUCUAUGAGGGCUGGUAGUAAAGGGGUGUGUCCAGAGGGCUUAACUGCAGUCGAGGGGGCGUGGUCUGGAGGCGUGGCUCAAGACGGUCUCGUCGAUGCCGAGCCGCUGUUUGUUUUCCGAUCCAUUGCUCCUGAAGCCCGGCAGCAGACGCAAGCAUUUCUCUCACGCAAGAAGAAACGCAACUUCCUGAACUUCAAGAAGAGCAGUGUGGCUCCUCAGCCAAACACGUGACGUUACCUCACAAAGCAUCAAGGGAAUGUAAUUAGUUCUUUUGUGCAUCUAUCGUUCUUUUAUCAGGGGUGUUCUGUCAACAUCAUACAGAUGUUUGUGUGUUUUUCUGCUUCACAACUACCUGCAAUGAUCAGGUAAGAUGAUUGACAUGCAAAAACAAACAAAAAAUACUUUUUUAUUAGCAACCUUUUUAUUGUUAACAACCAUGAUCAUUUCGAAAGGUAAUAAACAGAUUUCUGACACUUGGA